AUGUGCCAAGGAAAAAUGACAUCAGGAAAUGACUCUUCAGUGACAGAGUUUAUCCUGCUGGGAUUAACACAACAGCCAGAGCUCCAGCUGCCUCUCUUCUUCCUCUUCUUGGGAAUCUAUGUGGUCUCUGUGGUGGGGAACCUGGGCUUGAUGGCCCUGAUUGGUCUGAAUCCUCACCUGCACACUCCCAUGUACUACUUUCUCUUCAACCUUUCCUUCACCGAUCUCUGCUACUCCUCUGUUAUAAUCCCCAAAAUGCUGCCAAGUUUUGUAAAACAGAACAUCAUCUCUUAUGCUGAGUGCAUGACUCAGCUCUUCUUUUUUUGCUUUUUUGUUAUUGAUGAAUGUUAUAUUUUGACUUCAAUGGCCUAUGAUCGAUAUGUGGCCAUCUGUAAACCUCUGCUUUAUAGGGUCACCAUGUCUCCUCAGCUCUGCUUUAUGAUGACAGUGUCUGUGUACACAAUGGGGUUUGUGGGUGCCAUGGCCCAUGCUGGAUCCAUGUUGAGACUCACCUUCUGUGAUGGCAGCAUCAUCAAUCAUUACAUGUGUGACAUCCCUCCUCUCCUGAAGCUCUCUUGCACAAGCACCUCCAUCAAUGAGCUGGUGGUUUUCAUUGUAGUGGGUGUCAACGUAAUUGUACCUAGUCUGACUGUCUUUAUUUCUUACACUGUGAUUCUUUUCAACAUCUCCUGUAUGCGUUCUACAGAGGGCAGGUCCAAAGCCUUCAGUACCUGCAGCUCCCACAUAAUUGCUGUUUCUCUUUUUUUUGGAGCAUCAGCAUUCAUGUAUCUUAAGCCUUCCCCUGUUGGCUCUCUGGAUGAAGAUAAAGUAUUUACAAUUUUUUAUACCAUUGUGGGGCCAAUGAUGAAUCCUUUCAUCUACAGUCUGAGGAACAAGGAUGUCCACAUUGCUCUGAGAAAGACUUUAAAGAAAAGGGUGGUCACCUAA
Molecule: messenger RNA, 948 nt
Organism: Castor canadensis (American beaver)
Lineage: Eukaryota; Metazoa; Chordata; Mammalia; Rodentia; Castoridae
Product: olfactory receptor 8B3-like
Biological process (GO): G protein-coupled receptor signaling pathway
Cellular component (GO): membrane
Molecular function (GO): olfactory receptor activity; G protein-coupled receptor activity
Source: RefSeq, a predicted model, not a curated record